AUGCGACGAAUCAGCUGGAAAGGAAUAUUCAGAUCCCCCUUCAGAUCCAGACCAGUUUAUCUAUUUAUUGUUUUAGAAGGGUUAAUCAAUUUCGAGAAACGACGCAAGGAGUUCGAAGUGUUGGCGAAACUGCGACUGUUCCAAUCAGCCGCACGUGCCUAUCACAUUCCGAUGGAUCGAGUCUUUUGUGCCUGGUUCCACUUCUUACCGUGUUUAUCAGAAAAGGAAUGCUUCAAUCGAUCGUUAGAAGUUGAGCAACCAACAACUGUGUCAACACCUGAUAUGAAUUCCCGACACAACACCAGUUUAUCCAACGGAAAUUCGGGUGUUUUACCAAAAAGCAAUACCUUGGCUCGUCUGUUUAAUUCAUCCCGAUCUGGAGAGGACAGCAUGACGAAUGUGUCCCAGUCACAUUCACAUUCGCAUUCUCAGUCCAGUUUCACUGACCCUGCGCUCGAUGCUGGUGUCGGAUCACCAGUUGGUAUUAGAGCCUCACAUGAAGGAUGCACCAACUAUGAGGAAUGGAUCGAUGGCCGAGUAGAUGGUGGACCUCCUGGCCCGGUAUCCCUUUCGCGAACACUUUCCCGAACGACUCCUGGCGUGCAGUCGUUCACAGCGCCAUCGACACCAGCUAGUUCCGUGUCCUACAAAGGUGGACGGUCGACCUUCUAUCAGCAACGUAUCGGAUGUGAGUUCUCACCUCUGGAUGUCUUCCCACAUAAGAGAGCGUACAGCGGUGAUUCGACUCAGGAACUAGAAGCUUCUAUUUCGUCAACUAUGCCUGAAUGCUCACGAGUGUGCUAUGAGCAUUCGCGCAUGGACUGUGAUGAGUCAGCGUGUUGCAGCAUGUCCGAGGCGCAGAAACGUGGAUAUCACCAAAGUGAUGCUUCAACAUGUUCUUCCUCAUCGUAUCAGUCUUCUGGACCUCAGGGAGAUGCUGGCUCAUUUCACUUGGCCCGAGUUGGACUAGAUGACGAAUGUCAACCCAGUGGUGGAUGUGCAAACUACAAGUGCAUAAAGGUAUGUAUAGUAAUUGUAUUACUGUUCAUAAUUCAAGAGCAUUCAUGGAUGAAUCUGUUUCAUUGUUGGUUGACGAGACCGAAGUUCCAACAACUCAUUCUUCUUUGCUAA
Molecule: messenger RNA, 1131 nt
Organism: Cooperia oncophora
Lineage: Eukaryota; Metazoa; Nematoda; Chromadorea; Rhabditida; Trichostrongylidae
Source: the annotation of a GenBank genome assembly